AUGGAUUUCGACAACCUCAAGGACAAAGUGAGCAACCUCACGCUCUACGACAUCAAGGCCGGCGUGCGCAAGGUCCAAAAUGCCGUCAUGAACUAUACCGAGAUGGAGUCGAAGGUGCGCGAGGCCACUAACAAUGAGCCCUGGGGAGCAUCUUCGUCUCUGAUGCAGGAGAUCGCGAAUGGCACGUACAACUACCAGCUGCUCAACGAGAUCAUGCCCAUGAUUUACAAGCGUUUCACCGAGAAGUCCGCGGAGGAGUGGCGGCAAAUCUACAAGGCCCUCCAACUCCUUGAGUUCUUGGUCAAGAAUGGCUCCGAGCGUGUCAUCGACGACGCACGAUCCCACCUCUCGCUCCUCAAGAUGCUGCGCCAGUUCCAUUACAUCGACAUGAACGGCAAGGACCAGGGUAUCAACGUGCGCAACCGAGCAAAGGAACUGGGCGAGCUGCUCAGUGAUGUGGAGCGCAUCCGUUCAGAGCGCAAGAAGGCCCGGGCUACUCGCAACAAGUAUACUGGUGUCGAGGGUGGUGCCGGUCUUGGUUUCUCCUCCAACAACCGCUAUAGCGGCUUUGGCAGUGAGAGCGGUGGUGGCUUUAAUGGCGGCGGCGGCUAUGGCGGCUUUAGCGGAGGUGUCUACGGCGACGGUGGUGGCUUCGGCGGCGAGGCAGACAGCAGCUACCAUGGCUCGGGCAACAGCAGGCGAGACAGGUUUGACGAGUAUGACGAGUACGACGAAGGCGCAGUUGCAGCUCCUGGCAGGCGGCAGGCCGACCAAAGAGCUGGUGUCAGACGGGAGACCAGCGGUGGUGCCGCCAGCAAGAAGAAGGAGGAGCCUCCCAAACCCAAACAACCCGAAGUCGACCUCUUCUCCUUCGACGACCCCGAACCCACUCCGUCAACUUCCAAUGGCAAGGCUCCUGCCACAAGCUCCGCCGCUGACGACUUCGGCGCCAUGCAAUCCGGCGGUACAGCAGACGAUGACGAUUUCGACGACUUCCAGUCUGCCACUCCGGCUCCAGUCGCCGCUCCAGUCGCAUCAGCUCCCGCUCCCACAGCCGGCGGCUUCGGCGUCCUCGCCCCCGCGCCAGCAGCACCUGCUGCCCAGCCAACGCAGUUCGCCGCACCGCAGCCGCGUUCGGGUGCCCAAGCGUCCAACAUCAACGACCUGUUCUCGUCCAUCCACUCGCCCACGGGCAGCAUUUCUUCUGCGCGCCAGACGCCGGCUGCCACUUCCUCCGCCUUCUCCCCGCCGCCUCCGCAGCAGCAGCAGCCCAUGGGCUACACCCCCAACCAGCCCAACUACUUCACCUCCGUGCCGGCCGGCGGGAUGACGCUCUCGGCCCAACAGACCGGCGGAAGCCUCAACAAGGGUCCCGCACCAGGCGUCCUGUCGCCCACCGGCACCGGCGGCGGCUUCGGCGCCAAGAAGCCCGCCGGCGGCGACGCCUUUUCCGACCUGCUCUCCGGCAUGGGCUCGAAGAAGCCCGCCCAGACGGGGCCCAAGGUCACGAUGGCGGAUCUGGCAAAGCAAAAAACGAGCAGUGGCCUGUGGGGUGCGCCGGCCGGCGCGUCCCCGGCCGCGCCUGCAGCCGGCACUCCGGCGCAGGGUCAGAAGACGGGGAGCAGUGGGUUGGACGACUUGUUGGGUUGA
This is a messenger RNA of Diplodia corticola, 1650 nucleotides long. Its product is annotated as golgi to endosome transporter. Gene Ontology annotation, cellular component: endosome; clathrin vesicle coat; plasma membrane. The record is from RefSeq and is a predicted model, not a curated record. Gene Ontology annotation, molecular function: phospholipid binding; clathrin binding. Lineage: Eukaryota; Fungi; Ascomycota; Dothideomycetes; Botryosphaeriales; Botryosphaeriaceae. Gene Ontology annotation, biological process: Golgi to endosome transport; endocytosis. The coding region runs from base 1 to 1650 and encodes 549 amino acids. The transcript has 5 exons.